AUGGCAUCACUGAUACGAGCAGUAUCAUGGCCUUUGAUUUCCACAUCACCACUCGAGACAGAGAAAGAUUGUGCUGGAAAUACCUUGAUGAAUGGGAAGAAUGGAUCAAAGCACAAGCACGCACUAACAUUUCAGCAACUUAUAGCAGCACGUCGUCUCAUUUGUAGACGUUACUAUCCCGAAGGAAGUUGGGGUUGGGUGAUUGUAUUUGUUGGUGUUGUUGUUAACAUUUUAACGCACGGAUUACAACUUUCCGCAUUUACUUUUCUCAUACCCGCUGGUCAUCGUUUCAAAGUCAACGAAGUCGAAGUUGAUUGUCUGGGUGAGUUGAAGUCAUAA
This is a messenger RNA of Clunio marinus, 339 nucleotides long. Lineage: Eukaryota; Metazoa; Arthropoda; Insecta; Diptera; Chironomidae. The record is from the annotation of a GenBank genome assembly.